This is a messenger RNA of Dioscorea cayenensis subsp. rotundata (Guinea yam), 1485 nucleotides long. RefSeq lists its product as uncharacterized. Lineage: Eukaryota; Viridiplantae; Streptophyta; Magnoliopsida; Dioscoreales; Dioscoreaceae. Bases 77 to 1333 code for a protein of 418 amino acids. The record is from RefSeq and is a predicted model, not a curated record. The transcript is spliced from 3 exons.
GAAAACGUCUUUCUGAAAACCCCCGCUUCUUCGUCUUCUCCGCUGCGACGCUAAAACCUUCGCGUUCUCGCCGGAGAUGGGGCCAAUGGCCGUCGUCGGCGAUAGAAUCCAGAGCUUAAAGAAGUCCAGUGAGGGUUUCUUCAAGGCCGUGCUCGGAAUGCCCUCUGAUUCUUCCCGUCGUAGCCCCAUCGAAAGAUUGAAGCGUUUACAACGAGAAGUGUUUUCUGAUGUAAUGAAGCUCCGGGAUAGGCAAGACAAGAUGGAGCGCAUGUUUUCCUUCUAUAAAUCCUGCAGAGGAAGUCCAUUUGAUGAAGUCAGCACUCAUAUAAAAGGAAUAGUUGAUCUGCUCAACGGUUUGCUGUUUGUGGACAGUAGUCAGCAAGCUUGUGAUACACUACAUAAAGCAGGACGAAGAAUUGGCAUUGACAUACGGUUCAUUUUCGAAACAGCUGUGAGGCAAAAAGACGCGCUCAUAGCAGAGUUAGUUACUAGUCCAAGUAACAUCGGUUACCUCGGUGAUGUCCUUGGGACUCCUCUGGUGCUCAACAAAGUGAAAUAUACAUCUAACAUCAAUGACCAGUUGUCAGUAAUUGCUGUUCCCUUUGGUGCUCGAACCACUGAUUUUGAAAUUGGGCCUGGCGUUCCACAGGGACUUCCUCAAUUCGGACCUCCUCUAUUCAGUGAGCGACAAGAUUGUGCUGGCGGUUUGACGUUUAAAGGAUCAAACUUUGCUGUUUCUUCUGCUGUGUUAGUUUCACAACUGGCGCCAUUAACCAGCUCUACUGCUGAUAGGUGCUGCUGGAGCACCUUUGCACAGUUAACCUAUCAAACUUACAAGGAAAUGAUAUGUGCGGUGUCUGGUAUUUGGCAAAUGCCUAGUAGGCCUGGUCAACCAAUAAAACUAGGCCCGUUUUCCAUUCCAAUUGGCUAUCCAAAGAGAAGCUUGGCUUUGUCAGAUGCACAAGGAUGGCAACCGUCUUCUUCCUCUGUUACAAGUCAGGCAACCGAUCAUCACUCUGCAAGCUCGCAUGCGCUAAUGGUGGAGUUGUCCUUUGAUGAGAGUGCCCGACUAGGCGCUUGGAUUGAACUGCAAAGAUCAAACCCUGGCUCACAUCAAUGGGGCAUCUCUUUAUCUGAUACGCCUGAAGAUGAGAUUGGCUGGGGCUUGUUAGUUUCUAGAAUGCUUGAAGCACAUUCAAGCAAGUCUCAUGUCGAAGGUUUCCUGAACUUUAGACUCGGCAAGAAGUUGACCCUGCAGCCUGGUCUGCUCUAUCUAACAGAUGGAAAUGUCCAAACUCCUGCUUUACUUCUCCGAUCGAAUUGGGUUAUGUGAUUAGCAAACACAAAUUCCAAUUCAUUCUAAUCCUGUAUUCCAAGGAAAAUCUUUCAUCAUCACUAAUGUUUUUUCAGACUUUUGAAUCUUGUUUUCGAGAACAUAGAGUUACAAACUUGGCACAGUUGGAAAUAUAUUGCAAUUGUUUGAUC